AAUGUGAGAUUUUAGAAGCUUCUCUCUCCUUGUCUCCACUAGCACUUUCCUUACUCUCUAGUACUACUUCCUCUUUGUAGACAGCAGAAAAUAGAUAUCAGAAUGCAUACAGGAUGUGUGCGGUGCAGCAUGACGGAGAACUGGGGUUUUCCUUUGAUGUGACAGUAGACGUGGUAGCAUUGACACAGAAAUCAUUGACGCGCUGGCGGUGCUCCUUGAGGGUGACUUCUGCUCGUGUGACUGUGGAGUAGAGACAGAAGUCCUCAGUACAGUUCAAAGAGUGUUCCGCCAGAGUUUCUUCUGCAGAAUCCAUGUUUUCACAUUGUUGCUUUGAUUGUGUCUUGCUUCUGCUGGUGCUGGUGCUAUGUACAAGAUCUUUGGAAGCGCAGUAUGUGUUUGAGGUGGGUCAGAAUGCUUAUCUGCCCUGUAGCUACACUCCAGCCUCCUCAGAGAAUCUUUUUCCUGUGUGCUGGGGGAAGGCGGCCUGCCCUUUGUCUCAGUGCCACAAUAGAGUUCUCAGCACUGAUGAAAGCAACGUGAAAUACCAGCGAUCUAGCAGAUACCAACUAAAGGGGAAUCUCCACAAAGGGAACGUGUCCCUGACCAUAGAGAAUGUGACUGCAGAAGACAGCGGGACCUACUGCUGCCGGAUAGAGUACCCAGGCAUCCUAAAUGAUAAAAAGUUGAACCUGGAGUUGGUCAUCAAACCAUCCAAGGUCACCCCUGCUCCGACUCCACAGACAGACUGUACUACAGCCUUUCCAAGGAUGCUUACUACCGAGCAACAUGGAUCAGGUAAUCAUACAUGGGGCACACUGCAUUCUAAUUCAGGAUUCUCAUUGUCUACUGAAUUGCAAGACUCCACAGCAACCACUGGAUUCCGUGUCUUCAUUGGAGCAGGAGUCUCUGCUGGGAUAGCUCUAAUUAUUAUCCUUGGCGUUCUAAGUCUAAAAUGGCAUUCUCAUAGCAAAGAGGAGUUAAAGAAUUCAAGCCUCAUCACUUUGGCCAACCUCCCCCCAUCAGGGUUAACAAAUGCCAUGGCACAGGGGCCACGUUCAAAUGACAACAUCUACGUCAUUGAGGAGCACGUGUAUGAAGUGGAGGAUGCAAACGAGUAUUACUGCUAUGUUAACAAUGAGCUGCGAUCCUAACAUCUU
Ochotona curzoniae (black-lipped pika) is the source of this 1157-nucleotide messenger RNA. RefSeq names its product hepatitis A virus cellular receptor 2 (gene HAVCR2). Bases 312 to 1151 code for a protein of 279 amino acids. Lineage: Eukaryota; Metazoa; Chordata; Mammalia; Lagomorpha; Ochotonidae. The transcript has 7 exons. The record is from RefSeq and is a predicted model, not a curated record.